UCUGGGUCACUUCACCGGUACGCUGUGCUUCCCGCAGGUCACAGUGAAGCUGAUUGGCUCAGAAGCAGAGAGUAACGUACACACUCUCACAGACCCAGAGAAGCCAGUGUUUGAGAGAGGAUCUGUUGAUUAUUUCGUGCUGACCACACCCUUCCCACUGGGUGAAGUGCAGACCAUCAGGCUGCAGCACGACAACUCUGGAGGUCAUCCAUCGUGGUACAUAAACAAAAUGACUGUACAGGACCUCCAAACGCGACACAUGUGGCACUUCUUUUGUGAAUGCUGGCUGAGUUCUGAGCGCGGAGACGGCAUGACCAAAAAAACCUUCAAUGCUGCAAAAGUCAACGAGGUUGCCAGCUUCAGGAACAUUUUCCAGACCAGGACAUCGACUGGUUUUAGAGACGAACACAUCUGGGUGUCCAUCGUGGAUCCUCCCUCACGCAGCCCGUUCACACGUGCCCAGAGGGUUUCUUGCUGCAUGUGCCUUCUGCUCUGUACCAUGGCCAUCAACAUCGCCUUCUGGAACAUCCCUGUGGAUCCAAACUCAACAGUACUCUUUUCAAUUGGUUCAAUAAAGAUGACCUGGCAGGACCUCAUGGUGGGCGUGCAGUGCGGUCUCCUCAUGUUCCCAAUCAACAUCCUCAUCAUCACAAUCUUUCGAAGCAUCAAACCUCGCAUAGUUCCAAAAUCUAAAAAAGCUGACCCUGAGGAGAACGUGAAACCCCCCAUACUCAACAUACCGACUGUGCUGAGGGUGCGUUACAUGUUUAUAUUUGUCAGAUGA
This is a messenger RNA of Maylandia zebra (zebra mbuna), 784 nucleotides long. NCBI's taxonomy places the organism in Eukaryota, Metazoa, Chordata, Actinopteri, Cichliformes, Cichlidae. The record is from RefSeq and is a predicted model, not a curated record.